This is a messenger RNA of Phyllostomus discolor (pale spear-nosed bat), 2056 nucleotides long. RefSeq names its product zinc finger protein 77-like. The coding region runs from base 307 to 1704 and encodes 465 amino acids. Gene Ontology annotation, biological process: negative regulation of transcription by RNA polymerase II. Gene Ontology annotation, molecular function: DNA-binding transcription repressor activity, RNA polymerase II-specific. The transcript is spliced from 4 exons. The record is from RefSeq and is a predicted model, not a curated record. NCBI's taxonomy places the organism in Eukaryota, Metazoa, Chordata, Mammalia, Chiroptera, Phyllostomidae.
UCGCUCUCAUCCUCAGUUGUGCUACAGUGCGUGUUCCACGCGCGACCUCAGGGGUCCCGUCACCGUCGCUCCCACCUGGCACGGUCGCGGAGGUGCGGGGCGUCGUUUCCCGAGCAGCGUGGAGAUGGUUCCAAGCACUUGCCAUCACUGAGUGUGCUGCGUUUGGUUUGCUUGCUUAUUGUCAUUUCCCAUGAGAACGAGAGCUCAGGAGUCCUAGGAAUUGAGUCCAGGUCCCUGACUGUCAGUCUGCCCUGUUGUCCCGCACGUGCUGGGGAAGUGGUGCCUCGUUGAAACAGAAUAUGUGGGAUGUUUCAGAACUCAGUGGUCUUUGCGGAUGUGGCUGUGAACUUCACUCAAGAGGAGUGGGCUUUGCUGGAUGGUGCUCAGAGGAAGCUCUACAGAGAUGUGAUGCUGGAGACCUUCAGGAACCUGGCCUCAGUGGCUUCUUGCACUCAAGCCAUCACCAGUGGAUCAAGCCCUGGGUGGGAAACCCUGGAGACUGAAAUAUCCAGUGAAGACAACAUAGUGAGAAUCACAAGAAAUGAUUCCUGCUCUGUUUCUGGAGAACACUGGACAUUUCAUGACACUGGUGACCAGUACCAAACCCAGGGGAGGCGUUUGAGAAGUCACGUGCUGGAGGCUCCCUGUGAGAAGGGUGAGGCUCAUCCAUGCAGAGACACCCUGAACUCAAUCACAGAUCUUCCUGUGGGGGAGGGACACCUGCCCGGAGUUAAACCCCGCGAGUGCGCUAAGUGUGGAAAAGCCUGCUCAAGUCAGCCAAGGUCUCCCACUGGAUGUGAACCUCAUCCCUGUGAGGAACAUGGACAAGCCUGCACGUGUGUCUCAUGUCCAAGCCCUCACGUGGAACCAGAGCGUGUGCACAAACCCUGUCACUGUGGGGACACUGGGAGAGCAUCUGAGAGAUAUGUGAAGAGCCUCAGUAAUACAAACUCCAUUGAGUGUCAGGAAUGUGGAAAAGUCUUCACUCUUGACUCCUCCUUUCGGGGACAUUUGAGAGGUCACUGUGGACAGAAAAUCCACAUGUGCAAAGUAUGUGGGAAAGCCUUUAUGUUUGGGUGCCACCUUAGACGACACGUGAGAAUGCACACUGGGGAGAAGCCCUAUGAGUGUAAGGAAUGUGGGAAAGGCUUCAGCUGUAACUCCUACCUACGAGAACACGUGAGGACGCACACGGGGGAGAAACCCUAUGUGUGUGAGCACUGUGGGAAAGCCUUCCGAUUUUACUCCUACCUUCGAGAACAUGGGAGGACGCACACGGAACACAGACCUUAUGAAUGUCAGCAGUGUGGCAAAGCCUUCCGGCACCUGUCCUCGCUGCAGUCGCAUGUGAGGACGCACACCGGGGAGAAACCCUACGCGUGCAAGGAGUGUGGGAGGAGUUUCCGUUGUCCCAAGUACUUUAGAAAGCACGUGAAAACGCACAGUGGGAGGAAACGCUAUGAGUGUGCGGAGUGUGGGAAAGUCUUCGAUUACUCCUCGUCCCUUCGGGAGCACGUGAGAACACACAGCGAAGAGAAGCCCUACGAAUGUAUGGAAUGUGGGAAGGUAUUCAGGGGUCCCUCCUCCCUGCAGAGGCACGCACGGAUGCACACCGGAGAGAAACCCUACAAGUGUCAGAAGUGUGGCAAAGCCUUCCGGCAUCACGCGUCCCUGCGAAGACACGGGAGGACUCACACUGGGUAGAAACUCUGAAUAUAGGGACUGUAUUUAGUUUUCCCUAAAGCUCUGUGAGGAAACACUGGAGAGAAACCGUAUGAGUGGAAAGUAGGUGGGAAAUUUUUAGAUCUUCACUCAUGUCGUGCAUGAAAACUCGGCUGCACAGAAGCCUUCUGUUGCAAAUAUAGUUUUCCCUGUAAGUGCCUCCCCCUGAAGAGGGGUCCCUGUGUGUUCAUUUCUAGUUUAUGUUACUGAUAGGGGCACUUAAGAUAGAAUUACUCCUCUAUGUCUGCCUCAUCUGUACUACAUACAUUUUGCUGUCUUUGACUUUAAUGAAUUGUAAGUUAUAUAAAACUUGUCUCACUUCCAUUGUAAUGUC